Messenger RNA from Ziziphus jujuba (common jujube), 1217 nucleotides. Its product is annotated as stromal cell-derived factor 2-like protein. Bases 271 to 915 code for a protein of 214 amino acids. Lineage: Eukaryota; Viridiplantae; Streptophyta; Magnoliopsida; Rosales; Rhamnaceae. The record is from RefSeq and is a predicted model, not a curated record. The transcript has 6 exons.
ACAACAAAUGCUCACAGAUCAAAACCCCAGCAGUAGACCCGCAAGUCUCAGAAUCACAUUCCCCAAAAUCUCUCCCUCGCUUUGCUCACCGUGGCUUCCACAGGCUCGCCGACCGUGCAUCGGAGAAAGCCACCGUCGUCCUCGGCUCCGUCUUCGUCUUCGUCCUCAUCCACAACGCCCGGUCGGAUCGUGGUCAGAGAAUCGAGGAGACCAUCGGAGUCUGAUUUUCCUUUCUGGCAGCAGAACUGGUUCAUAGGGUUGCUCUUCGUCAUGGCAGUCGGUUUCUUUGCCCUAGCUAUCUUCCUCCUUUACGGACUCGAUCUCGAGGACGGCUUUGCUUCCCCGGCUUCCGCUGCUACAUCUGAGGGUGUGGAGAUUACAUAUGGUUCGGUUAUCAAGCUAAUGCACGAGCGGACUAAAUUUCGUUUGCAUUCCCAUGAUGUACCAUAUGGUUCUGGUAGUGGGCAACAAUCUGUUACUGGUUUUCCCAAUGUUGAUGAUUCAAACAGCUACUGGAUUGUUAAACCUCUGGAUGGAGCUAAACAAGGCGACAAAAUCAAAAGUGGGACCAUUAUUAGGUUGCAACACAUGAAGACUAGGAAAUGGCUGCACAGUCAUUUACAUGCAUCCCCAAUAAGCGGCAAACAAGAAGUGAGCUGCUUUGGGUCGGAGAAUGAAUCUGACACUGGUGAUUACUGGAGGCUUCUAAUUGAAGGGAGUGGGAAGACCUGGAAGCAAGACCAAAGGGUUCGUAUUCAGCAUGUUGACACUGGUGUCUACUUACAUAGUCAUGACAAAAAAUAUACCCGCAUAGCUGGAGGGCAGCAAGAGGUUUGUGGUGUCGGAGAAAAGAAAGCUGAUAAUGUCUGGCUAGCAGUGGAAGGCGUAUAUCUGCCAGUCACUGAAACUGAGUAGAAUCUCAUCAGUCUAAUUUACUUAAUUAUUAUGUAGAAAAGGUACACGGGUUUUCGAAUUUUCCGUGGCUGGUGUCUGGUUUGGUCUCAUAACAGUUGUAGAUGUUUUAUUAGGAUGAUAGAAGAUAUAGCUUAAGAGGAAGAUGGAUGUUCUGUUCUUCUCUCCACCCCCAUAAGAAAAUAAACUUUUGGAGGAAGGUUUGGGACUCUGCUUAAGAUAGAUUGGGAACUCAAAUUUGAAAAGAAAUGAAUUUAUGUACCGAAUCCAUACUGUUUUUAAGAGAUCUCUGAAACUUUUAUCUU